Molecule: messenger RNA, 1392 nt
Organism: Alternaria ethzedia
Lineage: Eukaryota; Fungi; Ascomycota; Dothideomycetes; Pleosporales; Pleosporaceae
Exons: 3
Coding region: 1-1392 (463 amino acids)
Molecular function (GO): protein binding
Source: RefSeq, a predicted model, not a curated record
AUGGUCACAGCAACAUGGCCGCGGCGACGGCAUUCACCCAGUUACUUCGCCGUCUCCACAGCACUUCUCUGCGCAUCGACUGCCAGAGCGGAACUUUUCUACACUGCACGCAGUCCCGUUAUUCAGGAUGGCCUUAUCAACAAGCCUGCAACAGUUUGCCCCGUGGCUCAGGAUGGCUACACUUCAGAUACCUUCCCAUGGACGCAUCACCCUACAUGCGUAGACAUCAUACUACCCAGUAAAGAGAACGAGAGCACAGGAUCAGAUGUUCAUCAGACAUUCUGCGCCUACACCAAUGCCAACUACAACAACGGUCGCGGCAUCAGCUUUGUUGUGAGUCCCGAGGUCGCGGCUAGCGUGACCAUGGAGACGUUUGGCAUGAGCAUUGGGGGCAUGGAAGGUCAGGUGGGAGAAGAGAUGGGUAUGUGGGAGGUAAAAUACGCAGGAGAGAAGGGCAAAGGGUUGUUUGCAAAGAAAGAUAUCGCCGGGAUCUUUCCAGGCGAGAGCUUGAUUGUGCAGACUCCUGUGCUGUUCGUCGCUAAACAGAUACUGGAAAUUCCGGAGAUGCCGAGGCCACAGCUCGUGUUGAAGCAGGCGGUUGACCAGUUGCCGACAAAAACUAGGGAGAUGGUCAAGAAAUUGGAUGUCAAUGUAGAUGGCACUGUCGAGGACAUUGUCACGACGAACGGCAUUGCUGUUAAAUGGCCAUGGGUUGACGAGCUGCCCCAGCUUUUGGCAGUUAUUCCCGAGGCCGCGCGCAUCAAUCAUGCUUGUCGACCAAAUACUCUAUGGCGUUUCGACGACUACACCCUCUCAUUUGAAGUCUUCGCUCUCAGAGACAUCAAGCCCGGAGAAGAGAUUACGAGAAGCUAUGGCUUCGAAAAACGUGCUCGCCGACGUCGCGUGAAGUCUAUAGAAGCGAACUUCGGUUUCACCUGCGCCUGCCCUCUGUGCACCGCAGACGACGACGCAACAAUGGCAUCCAACGACCGCCUCUCAGAGAUCAAAGCCCUGAAAUCCGUCCUACCCACCGAUCCAGAAGAUUCACCGCAGCUUCUCGGCCUUCUCCCCAAACUCAUUGAGCAUCUGGAAGAGGAAGGGCUCCUAACCGAACUACCCCAGUAUGAAGAGAUCCUAGCGUACACGUGGAGUAGUUUCGGAAUCGAGGAUCGGGCGAAGCACUGGGCAGGGAGGGCGCAGAAGCAUUGGGCUGUUGUAGCGGGUAAAGAGAGCUGGGAGCAGAGGAGGUGUGGGGAGUUGGAGGCGAAUGUUAGGGGCCAUCAGACUUGGAUGACGUGGAAGGGUGAUCCUUGGGAGGGUGUUGGUGAGGGACAUCCGUGGGAUGAGAAGGAGGGCGAUGGACAUGAUCAUGACCAUGGACAUGACCAUUGA